Messenger RNA from Pogona vitticeps (central bearded dragon), 3040 nucleotides. RefSeq names its product Cdk5 and Abl enzyme substrate 1 (gene CABLES1). Gene Ontology annotation, cellular component: cytosol. Lineage: Eukaryota; Metazoa; Chordata; Lepidosauria; Squamata; Agamidae. The record is from RefSeq and is a predicted model, not a curated record. Gene Ontology annotation, biological process: nervous system development; regulation of cell cycle.
CAUUCCACCAGCAGCUAGAGCCCUGCCUGAGGAAGGCGCCGCCGCCGCUGCGCAUGGACCCCCGGCGCAGGCAGGCAGCGCUGUCUUUCCUCACCAACAUCUCUCUGGAUGGGCGACCGGUGCUGCAGGACGAGGAGGGCGGAGGAGGCGGCGGCGGCGAAGAGAACGAGCUCGGCGCUGCGACCGUUGCGAGGACACCGGCGGCGGCGGCGGCUGCAGCCUGCAAUAGCAGCAGCGCGAGGACUCGGCAGAGCCUGAGCGCCUUCCAGUCGCCCGCCCCGCACCAUCAUCACCCGCAACCGCAGCAGCCGCCGCCACCACCCGGGGCUUGCCCCAGCGCCUACAGCAGUAGCAGCAGCAGCAGCUGCAGCGCCAGGCCGAUGGGCCCCUUGGGAGCGGCAGGCGAGCAGCAGGAAGACGAGGACGGGGACGAAGACGCCUUCGCCGACGUGCAGGUGCCGGGCCCGGCUCCUUUCCUGGGCUCCUCCGGAACCCCCUGCGCCAGCGGCACCCGGGGUCGCCUCAACUCCUUCACUCAGGGAAUCCUGCCCGUCGCCUUCGCUAGAACCGUCCCGCAGAAUUAUGGCUGUCUGGAGCAAGGUCAGGUGGGCACCAGCGCCUUCGAGCUGCAGAGGUCCCGACGCCGGUUGAUUUCCCAGAGAUCUUCAUUGGAGACUUUGGAAGACAUUGAGGAAAAUGCACCAUUGCGGAGAUGCCGGACUCUCUCAGGCUCACCCAGACCAAAGAACUUUAAGAAGGUUCACUUCAUCAAGAACAUGAGACAGAAUGAUACAAGGAGUGGCAGAGAUGUGAAAACAGAAGGUGGGAGGCAGUAUCAUUCUACAGCAGGAGUUUGUCUGAAAGAUAUAGUUGGCCUUGAAGGUGUGGAAUUAGGAGCUAAUGGGAAGACUGUUUCUUAUACCCAGUUUCUUUUUCCAACCAAUGCCUUGGGAGCACGGAGAAACACCAUAGACUCCACCUCAUCCAUCUCACAGUUUCGCAAUGCAAGCCAUCGUAGCCUUUCAUUGGGAAGGGCUAACAGCACCCAAGGAAGUAUUGAUGCAGGCAGUGACUUGGGAGAUUAUACUGAAUACAACCCUAAUCUUUUAGAUGAUCCUCAGUGGCCCUGUGGGAAGCACAAGCGGGUGCUGAUAUUCCCUUCAUAUAUGACAACAGUCAUUGAUUAUGUGAAGCCAUCAGACCUUAAGAAAGAUAUGAAUGAGACCUUCAAAGAGAAGUUUCCUCACAUCAAGUUGACACUCAGUAAAAUAAGAAGCCUGAAGAGAGAGAUGCGCAAGCUAGCUCAAGAAGAGUGUGGUUUUGAGGAACCCACUGUGGCGAUGGCUUUCGUCUAUUUUGAAAAACUUGCUCUGAAGGGGAAACUCAACAAGCAGAACAGAAAGCUCUGUGCUGGAGCAUGUGUCCUACUAGCUGCCAAAAUUGGCAGUGACCUCAAAAAGCAUGAGGUCAAACAUCUUAUAGAUAAACUGGAAGAGAAGUUUCGGCUGAACAGGCGAGAGCUGAUUGCCUAUGAGUUUCCUGUGUUAGUGGCCUUGGAAUUUGCUCUCCAUCUACCUGAACAUGAAGUGAUGCCGCAUUACAGACGUUUGGUCCAAAAUUCCUAGCACAGGCUACCCUUCCAAGGAUGGGGAGGGGUUUCAAAACUAUUUUCUGUCGAGCUCCAAAGAGCAGCUGUCACUACUGGAAAUGCAAAAAUGGGAUGCGGAUGCCCUCAGCCCCCUUUAUACUUUUUUUCUGUGCAGCUUUUCAACAGGAUACUAGGAAUGAAGCAUUACAUUCCUUAUGACUCUCAGGCUAGAUGAACUAUUCAACUACUCAGUGCAAAUGAUGAACAGGUUUCAUGCGAGUGAACUGUGGGUGGAACAGAUUCGUAUUACAUGGACCAAAUGAGAACUUCCUUGAGUUGUCCUUAUCUUUUUUGCAGAGAUCAGCAGCAGCCUUCAACACACACUUCUUUUUAACUAUUUCAUUUGCAUAGUUGGAAUUUCAUCACCUUUCCUACAAGCAGCUGGUUUCUAAUGUAUGAAAUAAUCCCUCAAGCAGUGAUGAGUUGUGGUACAUAUCUUCACUGUGUCAACGAUGUGCCAAUCUAUUUUUGUAUCUCUUCACUGAAAGUGCACUUUUCCUUGUUGGUGGGUGGGUAUAUUGUUUAAUUGUAAACAGGGCAAUGGACAGGUUUAAAACCAGGCAGUAGCUUUGCAUCGUUUGUGUUUACUAAAAUAUAAGAGAAUGUUUCUCAGUUUGCUUAAACAAAACUACUGAAAAGGAGAUAUGGGUGUACAGGUAUUUGAAAUCUCUAAGUGAUACGCUGUAAUCUCUGAUGGUUUGAUUCUCCAUCCCACCCCACCUUCUUUUGUUCUCUAAAAAUUACACUACUUUUUAAAGAAGAAAGAUGAUAAUACAAACAAGUGAGAAAUUGUUGACCAAUCUUUCCACUUUUGUAUAUGAUGGUGUUCUGAUGUUGAGUACUGAAAAGAAAUGUCAUUUUAUGGGAAUCUUGUUUUAAGCCACGUGGGUAUUUCUAACCUCUGCACUUUUCCCUUGGUGGAGAUGGUUAGACUUGCACUCUGUAGUGUUUGUAUUUUGUGCUCUAUGUUAGAGUGCAUUCUGAGGCACAUUGAUGGUGCUGUAUUGUUUAAGCAGUGUUUUCUAGAACCAACUUGUACAACCAAGAAGCAGAAUUUGACAGCUGAGGGCUUUGACAGCAGACACACCACUCAGUGUGGGUAAUUCUUGUUGUUGAGUUAUUGUUGUUUUUAAAUAAAAUUAUCUGUACAACAUCAAAUUUGAAAGCAGGGGCCACUAAAAGAAUUCCUUUUUUAUAUUUCUCAGAUGUUUCACUAUAUUACAGUAUCUUAACACUGUUUGUAAAUUACAAAGUCCCCAAACAGAACUCCUUCUAUUGCAUUCUUUUUUUCUACAUACCUGUACGUGUGUACAAUUAUAUAUAAAAACUUAUGAGAAGACGAUGACAGCUGGAUGUGCUUGGUAUUAUACUAGAGGACAUGCAUUAAAUAAU